AUGUGAUGACCCGAAAUCCACACGGCUCGACCGCUCAGAGGAGGAAGCUGUACCGACACAGCUACCCUUGCCUUGUUUUUGCCUCUUUGGGCCUCCUGGGAGGCUCUCGUCGCCACGGCUGGAUCCUCUUGACAUCCUCGUCAGAGCACGCCCUGGGACAGGUCCGGGGAGUAGCGGCAUCGGUAUCUUUCUGUUUCACCAGUUGGCCUUUCAUGAAGACAGGAUCGUCUUUAGCUCCGUAGCCAUUUUGGCUCAAGCAGGGUGCCGCGCCCGCUGAGAAGGCCCCCGCGCCCCUCGGGGCCCGGGGGUGGGGGGGGGUCAGGGGGGGGGGGCGCGCGCGCGCGCGACCGCGUGAGGUCGGCCCUCCCGCGCCAUGGCGGGCUGACCUCCCGCGCCGGGCGGCGGUUGCCUCCGCGCCCUCGGGCCGCUGGAGGGUGCGGGCGUGAUGGCCCGACCCUUGUCCGACGAGGCCAGCCUGUGGCUCAUUGAGCUCACGGUGAUCUACAGCGUGGCCGCGCUCGCCGCACUCACCGCCUACGGCAACGCAAGCGUGCUGAUGCAGGGCCGCUGCGGCUCGGCCGUUCAGGCCCUUCAGGUGCGGCGGCAGGCCUCCGCCGAACGCUUCUACCGGUCGAGCUGCGCCCGAUGCCUCGGGCUCACGGCGAGGCACGGGCAGGCUCUGGGCUCCUUGGCGUACAUGACGACGGUGGUGGUGCCGUGCCUGCUGUACACCGCCACGCUGCUGGGGGGCGCGAUGAUCGCCCUCGCCGAAGGGUGGCGCUUCCAAGACGGCUUCAUGUACAUCUGGCAGGACGUGUUCAGCCUUGGACCGUACGUCUCGUUGCAGCCAGAGGGCGUGUUCGGGAUUGUGCUCGACCACUACGUGAGCCUAGUUGUGUUCGUUAUCACACAGAUCGUAUUGGGCUUCUGUGGAGGACUGCAGAUCGUCGGCGUCGUCCAGGAGGCAACAAGCAAGUCCGUUUCCGGUUUCGUGCGUAUCGUGUUUCUGUACAGCCCGAUUUCGAUGGCGUUCGUCUGCGUUUGUCAAGCUCUGGUUUUGACAUGGUUGGAAGGCUGGGACCUUCAGGACUCAAUGGGCUUCGUUGUAGGAACACUCUGCAAUGUUCAGGCUGGUCUCAGCGACGACAGUCCUCAAAACGUCAGCUCUUUGUUCUUGUGCUCUCAGUUCAUUGGCAUAACUAUGGCCGCUUCUGGGAUCGUGAUCCAGGUGGUCGGAUGCCACCUUGUCGUGGUCGAGUGUGUCACGCGCGUAAAUGACAUGGGGCUGGCCGUGGCCAUGGCCACCCCGAGGAUGUGGAGAAGAAAGGCUGGGCCGCCAGCCGAAUCAGAGGAUACCGUCUGUGAGGAGGAAGAGCCGGAGCGAGGCCCGGCGAACACCACGAGCCCCACGGAUGCGAAGCAGCAGUCGCAGCCGUCCUCUUCACAGUCGCAGGAGGAGCUGGCGAGCGUUCCCGCGAGCGUCAUCCCGCGGAUGCGCGCAGACUCUGACCAACAGCAUCUGGAGCCUCAGAAGCCGAGAUUGAAUUCGCCACCCGAGGAGGAGGACGCCGAAGUGCACAGUCUGAGACUGGCACUGGCUGCUUCCCAACAGCGGGAGCUGCAGCUGCAGCGCGAACUCGAGGCAGCGAGCGAGAGAAUAGCUGGUUUCGGUGGAGGGGCCCACGCUUCCCCACAGCCUGCCGCUGAGGGCUCGUGAGGCCAACUUCGCCUGCCCUGGGCGUCGUCCAUCUUCAUCGGCCCUUGCGAAGCCCACGUGGGCUCGCUGCUUGUUCGGGACGACCGAUACGCUCCGGCUUUCGGACAGGGUGCGAGGAGUGACAUUGCCACUCAGCGUCUAUAGCGCCAGGGCAGUAACAGUAAGUAGCGCAGGUAUUUUCUCGAGCGGCAGAAUCACUGCAGCUCCGUGUCAUCCUGUUCUUCCUUCCCUCCCUCCCUCCCUCUUGCAUUUUUCAUCUUUCCCUCCUCUCUCCUUCCCGUUUCAAUGUUGCUCCUGUUGUGAGUCUGCCAGCUAAGGCUUGCAGGUGUACGCGCGCGCACGGGAUUGUGCUCUUCUGGCGCUCUUGUGGGGUCAUUAUUGCGGGUGCCUCCACCGAAGUAUGAGGCCGUGUUUGCAUGCAUGAGUUGUGCGCCCCGUCUUUGUUCUUGUCCUCCUCCUCCUCCUCCUCCUCCUUCUGCAUGUGCUCCGCCAGCCAGCGUGAGCUCGCGUGCACGCUGUGUCAAGGCAGCGCACACUGUGCACCAUGCUGUGAGGAAGCGCAGUGAACGAAAAACAAAAAAAG
Messenger RNA from Prorocentrum cordatum, 2300 nucleotides. The record is from the annotation of a GenBank genome assembly. NCBI's taxonomy places the organism in Eukaryota, Dinophyceae, Prorocentrales, Prorocentraceae.